Sphaerulina musiva SO2202 is the source of this 2005-nucleotide messenger RNA. RefSeq lists its product as uncharacterized. Gene Ontology annotation, biological process: regulation of DNA-templated transcription. The record is from RefSeq and is a predicted model, not a curated record. Bases 246 to 1784 code for a protein of 512 amino acids. The transcript has 2 exons. Gene Ontology annotation, molecular function: DNA-binding transcription factor activity. Lineage: Eukaryota; Fungi; Ascomycota; Dothideomycetes; Mycosphaerellales; Mycosphaerellaceae.
CCUGACAACAACUUCCACUUCAAUCCAUCAAGACACCGAACUGUCGUCUACCGCUCGCUCGCUCCUCUCCACCAGACUCCCGCUCACCACCACCACCCCCUCAAUAUCCAAGCGACGACGACGCAUUUGCCCGAUUAGUGCGCCACGCGUCACCUGCCUCCUGCGGACAAGGCAACCAUAACACCGAGAGCACUUCGCACACCACACCCGAGCACACCCUCAGGCCGCAACUUGGGCAGUCGGCAAUGACGAGCAGACCACAAUUGAAGACGGAGCAACUUGACAUGGACAGCUUCUUCGACUUCAGCGACGCCAAUCAAGCCUCACCCACCGUCGCCUCGGCCUCCCAACCGGCCGACACCAUGUCGCCAUUCGAUAAGGAGGAGCAAAAGCAAUUCAGCGGGCCCAGCCACGAUUAUGGACAGUUCAAACAACAAGUUGGUCUGCCCGUCGGCAGUCUGGCCAAUCUCCCCCAGAGCGGAAUGUACGAUGGCUUCAACGCUGGCAUGGAUGGCGAGUUCAACUCGGCCUUUGGCUGGAACUCUGGCAUCGACAUGGACUCUGACAUGGCCAUGGACUUUGCCUCGCAACCGUCGCAGUCCAUGUACUACUCCAACGACGGACCAUCGGGCGUGUUUGUCGACCCCAACAGCGUUGGUGGGCAAGAACCCGCGAGCAACGUGGGCCGUCUAUGGCCCGGCAUGCAUUCACAGCAAGCACAGCAAGCCGCCAUGCAAAAGGCUGCUCAGGCUCAAGCCGUCCACCAAAGACAGAUGAAACUUCAAGCCCAGCAAGCCCAGUACCGCCAAGCCCCUGCCCCUGCCCCGACUGCGCCUGCGCCUCAGCAGUCGCAUGGCAAGCGCAGCUCGCAAGUCACCGAGCCCCACGUAGAGGAAUCCAUCUCGCGACUCCUGAACCAGAUGCGCCAGAACAAUGCCGGUGGAUCAGAUGAUGCCGGCUCGCCGUCUGAUGUUCUUCCCCACAUUGCUCGUAUGAAGAAGGAUGAAGAGGAGAUGGACGAGGACGAGCGAUUGCUUGCAUCUGAUGAGGGCAAGAAGCUGUCAAGCAAAGAGCGCCGCCAGCUAAGGAACAAGGUGUCUGCGCGUGCCUUCCGGUCUCGCAGAAAGGAGUAUAUUGGACAGCUUGAAGGCGAAGUCGCCAUGAAGACACAGGAGAGCAACAGCCUGCGCCAAGAAAACCAGGCUCUCCUGGAAGAGAAUGAGCGCUACCGCGGUCUCAUCGAGACUCUGCUCCGCCACCCAGCUUUCACUCCAUUCAUCAACGACAUUAGCCAAGAUCCUUCGGCUCUGGCCAACUCGCAGAUCAAGUCACGAUCACAGCAGCAGCAGCAGCAACAGCAACAACAACAACAACCCCAAUCGCAACAUCAAGCCCCGGUCCAUCCAACUCCUACUCCCCAGCAGUCACACUCCCACCCGCAACCGCAGCAACCUCAGCAGGAUAUAAAGCCAGAGUAUCUGAACUUUGAUGCUUCUCAGCUUCAGAUCCCGCAAGCUCAACCAGACCAGUCACAAGUCAAUCUUGCGAUGAUACCCGAGGAGAACUUCAGCAAACUUAAUCUCGGUGGCUUCCAACAACACUUUAACAACUUCAACCAGGUGAAUGCGUACGCAGUAACGAGUUUACCGGAACCGGAUCUUGUUGAUCUCUUGAAUGUCUCGCCUGCGCACUUGCCAUGCACUACAUCGGACUCCUCGACUACUUCUGGACUUGCUGUUUUGAUAGCCAAACUUGACAGAGCGGCACAAAAUAUAAAAGCCUAGGAAGAUAGGGCAAUCGUGGUGGGCAAAGACUGUCCCCAGAGCAUCAAAUGAUACCCACACCACAGCACAAUGUGACCUCAUUGUUGUCUCUAGUCUCGAGACAACAACUUCUGAAGCGGCGUUCUGGCCUGGUCUGUCAGCGUUCUAGUUUGGUUUCUUUUGCAUGUAGCCGAGUUAAUCGAUACUACUCCAAGAGUAAAUGACGAUCCAUCAUGUGUCCC